Messenger RNA from Moneuplotes crassus, 413 nucleotides. The record is from the annotation of a GenBank genome assembly. NCBI's taxonomy places the organism in Eukaryota, Ciliophora, Spirotrichea, Euplotida, Euplotidae.
AUGAGGAAGUAAAACUCAAUUUGUAAAUACAACAAGAAUCAAGAGGAAGAUUCUAAAGAAAAAGCUAGAUGUAUAUACUUUACGUGCUAUAAAUUGCCAGUACUCCGAAAGAUGCAUUAAUGGUACAAUGGAGAAUGGCUUAAAGACUGAAUUUUACAUCCCUCGUGAACAAAUAUAGCUCAAAAAAAGACACUAAGAAGAGAAUCCAGACAAACCAUAUAUCCAAUUUAUCAUUCCAGAAAACGUCAAGACGGGAGAAAAUGACUAUAGAGUUGUAAACCUCUGUACUGAAUUUCUAAGUGCACACAAAGUCUUCAAGAUCCCUUAACUCUAUUUACAAGAAGUACUAUUAUCCAUCGUGAAGAAGACACUGAGGAUCUUAACAAGUUUGCUAAGAAGAUGGGACCAUUCAA